Fusarium venenatum is the source of this 2745-nucleotide messenger RNA. Lineage: Eukaryota; Fungi; Ascomycota; Sordariomycetes; Hypocreales; Nectriaceae. The record is from RefSeq and is a predicted model, not a curated record.
AUGCCUAGCCACAUUACCCGCCCAAGAGGUAGACCAAGACAAUGCGCAUAUUGUGACCGUGUCUUUACUAAAGAAGAACACCUGAAGCGUCACGAGAGAACUCAUACCGGAGAACGACCUUUCAAAUGUUACAAGUGCGGCAAGACUUAUGCGAGAAGUGACGUGCUUUUUCGACAUUUGCAAUCGCAUACCUCGACGGGCGGCAACGGCCAGAACGACGAACGACCCAGACGGCCCUCCUCCGAUGCUAUCUUGUUGGAAGAUGGCAAUACUUUAUCCCGGAAUAACCACAUGCAAUCGAGUCUAAACUCAGAGCGACAGUCGAAUACAUCCACUAAAUCUUCCAUUACGAGCGUUCAAAGAUGUAUCUCCCAACCAUUGCCGUGUCAUGAAACAUACAGACCAAGCUCUGCCAUGACCACGCCGCCUGUUCAAUCUAAACCAGGAGGUCUUCCACGUUCUGGACCUGAUGCGCCUGAGUUACAAGAUUAUAAUAUUAUGAACGAUUUGGUUGCUUUCAUCUCUGAAGAACCUUACGGCAAUAAUGACGAGGUCUCGGGCCAUGUCCAAAGAGAGGAAACCUGCGAAGCCAAUUCCCAAUGGCCACAAAAAAGACUACGAUUGUCGCCACAGUCUCUACAGAACAGCGAUACUAGUCCAGAACCUCUUACAGUUCCUCGGCUUUCCCAACCGCAGUUUGACUUCCACUCACUUUCCGCCCGUUCUUUGGAAGAGACCGAGCAAGGGUGUUUCUUAGAAGACUUGGAUCCAUCUAAUACGUUUAAUUUCAAUCUGUGGCGGUUUCCAGGCCAGAAUGGCAUGGAACCUAGCUUAGACAACAUGUAUAACUUCGGCUGCAAUAGCUCCGACCUCCAACCAUCGACACCCACUGCCGAUAGGGAAACAUGCAAUAUCGUCCCAAAGAGCAAUUUUUUUCUGGCCAUAUCAUUAGGUCAAACGCAAAAUCUACAAAGAAUAUGGUCAAGACAGCGACCAAAAGUGCCAGCGCCCAUUACCAAUAAAUUGUGGAGUGAGGUGACCAUGCACAAGGCUGAUAACAUUUUUACCAAACCGCAACAUGAUUUCAACAUUGGAAGCUAUCAGUUCUUGGGUUGCAAGGUGGAUCACAAGUGUAGGAAUCGUUUGAUACAGUAUUGUAAAGACCUUGAUAGCUCAUUCAGCUCGUCAACUACUACUAAUCAUAUCCCAAUGCCUGCUGUUGAUGUACUCGACUCAAGCCUGGACUUUUACUUCCAGUUUUUUCACCCGGUUUUACCGUUCAUACACAAGAGCACCUUUAACGCUAGAAGCACGCCGGCUCCUUUGCUAUUCGCAAUGUGUCUCGUUGGCUUAUCCUACCUACAUGGGAUAAGAACCAAAGACUUUCUCAUCAGAUACCUCAAAAAGUUAUUGCCAGCCUGCCUUGUUGAUUUGACGUCCAUGGAGGCUGCAACGUCCCAUAACCUCACCACUCUUGCGACUGUGCUUAUCGUAGCUUACUUGGCCCUGGGCUUUCGGGAUGACAUCGAUCUAUACCAAGCAUACGCAUUAUGUACCCAGACACUUCGUCUAGCAGACAAACAAGGCCUAUUUGCCGCCGAGGAUGGUGAUAAGUGGAUUUUUAAGAUUGAGAACGGGACAUUAGAUUCCGAUUCCAUUUGGGAGGCCUGGGGACGAGUCGAUCUUAUAUGCUGUCUUAUCUACCUCGACAUGGCAUAUUCACGAUUGAUGAACACAUCGGGUGUGAUUGAGAUAGACAAGGUCGAGAUCCAUCUACCUUGUGACGACAGUCUCUUCAACGACGCGACAACGGCCUCAGCUUUCCAGCGCCUCAUCCAGCAGGGUGCACAAAUGACAAUGCCUCAAGUGGAUGUACGGGACUUCCAGAGAACACCAUCAGCAAAACUAAAUCAAAGUUCAACUCAAACCCUUCUACGUUCUCUGUACCUAAGAAUUAUAGCAGCCAACACCAGGCUUUCGAACAAGCACAGCCAGAAGUCACAGUCCCGGCUAGCUAGUCCUAUUGAAAGAUUAGCGAUGGAUGAGGGUUCCAAGAAUAUUAUUUCUGACCUCGUACUACUACCAAAAAUGCACUCUCACUUCCUGGAGGGCAGACAGCAGAACAAUGCAUUGGGAUGGCAUUAUCUAUGCAUUCUGCUAACAGCCGACAUUGAUCUUUUGGAAACUGCCUGCGGUCGUGAUGGCAUGGAGGCUGCUGAGUGUUCCCUUAUUCAUGUUUUCGAGUGGUCACAGUCUAGCAGUGCUCGCAGGGCGCUACUCCAUGCUGCCCAGGUCUUCAGUAUGUUGGAUGUAUGCCAUAUCCGCGAAUCAUAUUUCACCCGGCCUGAUCUCGUCUUAUUUGUCUCAGCGCUUGUGAUAAGUCAGUAUUUUCUUGUCACUGGUAACAGAAGUGUAGGAUCUAAUGUACCUGUGUUUGAGCUUCUACAUGAUAUUGAUUGGACUACGGUGGGAGAUGAAGGUUUUGGCAGAGCUACUGGAUGUGUUUCUUCUAGCGUGGCACUAGCUUUUGAGCAAGAAAAGCUCACAUCAAACUCGUUAAGAGGUUUUUUGGAAAACGGGGGCCCCGUUUCGUUCGCUGGAGAAGCUCAAGGGCUUGGAGGUGUGACUGCUAAGAAGAUAGCAAGGAAGUUCGCCCACCUUAUGGAUAGGUUUGGAGAAUGGGAUGGAUGUAGCCAUUCCCGACUGCUGAGGGCAAUGUGCGGUUUUACAAAUGACUCAGAUUAA